AUGCCUGAAUCCAAAUUUUAAUUUUUAUGUUUUUUAUCAUACUUAUCAAAACAAGAUAACUUUUAUUAAAGCAUUCCAAAUUGUUUAAAAAAGAUAUUUAUAAUUUCUAAUCUUUUACUCUGCGCAGAUAUAAAUAUUAUAAUAGUAUAAGAUAAAAAUCAAAAAUUGUCAAAAUACAAUAUCAGCACAUUUCAAACUCUUUUAUUCCAACCUCAUUUUUACAAAAAGGACAUGUAUGAAUAACAUCUUUAAAUUUAUUACUUAGUAAUGGUAUAAAACAGCAACAACUAUCUAAUGAUAAAUUUUACGCAGUCAAAACACACAAAAAGAAGCACAUCAGCCAUGUAUUGACUCCACAUUCAUGUUCAAGAUUUGUUUUGAUAUCUUUUUCACAAUGA
Molecule: messenger RNA, 398 nt
Organism: Paramecium primaurelia
Lineage: Eukaryota; Ciliophora; Oligohymenophorea; Peniculida; Parameciidae
Source: the annotation of a GenBank genome assembly